AGUAUUAAAAAGAUGAUUUUCUGUUUAAUCAGUCAAAAAUGAGAAAGGGAUAACCUCAAGAGACUGUCACAGGCACUUUGAAAAACCAUUGCAGGAUAAAUUGGUUGACGGAGAAGGAAUGAAGCCAGCUGUGCCCUUGAACCGCUCCAGGCCACAAAAGCAUGCAGGAUUCACAGUCCAUGCAACAGAGCCAAAGGGAAAUAAGAACUAUAAAUGGACAUCCAAAACAUUUCCAGACAUUAAUGUCAGAAUGGGGACUGAUAGUCAAUCCGAGCAUGAACAGCCUUCCGCACAUCAAAGUGAGCAAACUUGCUACGAUUAUGAAUAUGUCACUUCCUCCAGUCUAGAAGAUUUACGGCAGUUGAAAAUCCUUCCUGCUAAGCCAAUGGUUAUGCAAUCAGUUUAUGCAGAUAAGCGGUGUUUACCGGCAAGACCACCCCCACGAUCACCAAAUAAUGGCCAACCAUUAGACCACAGACCCCAAGCAGCCUUCAGACAGCAAUCAAUGGUGAAUGUACAACCCAGCACACAGCACAAGAGCAACAAUAUGCAAAGACACAAGAAAAAUGUUGAUAGCUACACAGGUUUUGGAGUUCAAGGCCCAGCUGUUGACAGAACUGUCAAGCCAGUCACAACUCUGAAAACCACUUCCCAGGCUUCAGAAAAAGAAUCCAUUCUUGAUUCCAAGCAAACAGCAACACCACCGCCACGCAGACCUCCUAAGAGUAUCCCCAAAGAAUUCAAAGAACUUCCUCCAGAACCAAGUCACGCACACAGUUUCUUGAGAUCUGACAACAUUCUGCACUCUAUAAACGAGCCAUCAAUAACACAGCCUGAAAACGACAUUGGGUUACCAAAGGGCAAGAAAAAUGAGGUAAUCACACAAAAAAAUGGUACUGCGUUCCGAAGGUCACGCGACAUUCUUCUACCAGUGAGAAAGCAAGAAUCGAUACCAUUUAGACCCAUUUCCAAAAGCCUGCCACCAGAAAGCUCCCUACAUCAAACAUCACAGGUACCAGAAAUGAUAUUCCAAGAUCCGUUCACAAGACCAAAACCUCAGGCUAGUCCUGAUCUACAAAAACCCAAACAAUUAUCCAGUCCUGCUGCAAAGGAUUUAGAAGGACAGAUAUGGUACUUUGGUGCUUGUGAUCGUUAUAAAAUAGAGGAGGCUUUAAGAUUACACAAUAAGAAUGGCACUUUCCUGGUGAGAGAUAGUUCUAAAGGAUACCCUGAUAAGCCAUACGUGUUGGUGGUAUAUUACAGAUUUAAAGUUUACAGCAUUCAGAUACGAUAUCUAGAGGACACUAAUCAGUAUGCUUUGGGCAGUGGGCUCAGAGGACAUGACAUAUUUGAUUCAGUGCCUGAAAUUAUAAACAUCCAUAAAAAUAUUCCUUUGCGACUAAUUGAUCGAAGAGACCAAUCAGGAAGCCAAAUGGAACAAUGUACCCUGACUUUUCCACUGAUACUGCAUUAACAUAUUGAUAGCAUCAUAUGUUAAUGAUUUUUAUCCUUUAUUAUUAACAUUGUAUACCUAA
Messenger RNA from Hemiscyllium ocellatum (epaulette shark), 1535 nucleotides. Its product is annotated as cytokine-dependent hematopoietic cell linker. The coding region runs from base 119 to 1474 and encodes 451 amino acids. Gene Ontology annotation, biological process: intracellular signal transduction; cell surface receptor protein tyrosine kinase signaling pathway. The transcript is spliced from 19 exons. The record is from RefSeq and is a predicted model, not a curated record. NCBI's taxonomy places the organism in Eukaryota, Metazoa, Chordata, Chondrichthyes, Orectolobiformes, Hemiscylliidae.